GCCGGGGGGAAGCUCACGCGGUGCCCAUAGCAACGGGGAGGAGGAGGAGGAGGGACUGGCUCCCGGCCUUCUGCUGCGAGGGGCCUCUGUGCCCCCACUCCGGCUGGUGGAGAAGCUGAGACACUUAAUAACUUAAGACCUACAGUUUUAUGCUUGCUUGACUUGCAAAACAAUAGCCCACCUCUUCAGGACUUCUAACAGCGUGAAACGUAAUCAAACAGUGUUAGUACAUUUUGGUACUGGAAUAAUGACUACUGUAGAAGUUGUUGAGAAGAAGCAAAAUUAUACUAGUGUGCAUGAAGCAGUGAAAGCUGGUGAUGUAGAACAGCUUGCAUUGAUGAUUAAAAGUGGAGCUGGUGUUAACGAUGUGGAUGUAGUCCACAAAUUCACACCCUUGCACUGUGCUGCCCACUCCGGAAGUCUGGAGUGCCUUCACUGGUUGCUCUGGCAUGGAGCUGACACAACUCACGUGACUGUCAGAGGCUGGACAGCGGCUCACCUUGCGGCCAUCCGAGGGCAGGAUGCCUGCAUGCAGGCUUUAUUAAUAAAUGGAGUAAACACAGAAGCUCAGGAUGACCGUGGGUGCACGCCGGCACACUUGGCUGCAGCCCACGGGCAGUCCUACACCUUGCAGACCAUACUGAGAAGUGGAGCGAAUGUAAAUGUUUCAGACAGGAAUGACUGGAAACCUGUUCAUUAUGCUGCUUUUCAUGGUCGUUUGGGGUGUUUGCAGCUUCUUGUUCGAUGGGGAGCAUGUAUCGAUGAUGUGGAUAACAAUGGAAACCUUCCAGCCCACCUGGCAGCAGUGGAAGGACACUUGCAUUGCUUUAAGUUCUUGGUUGGGAAAAUGGCCAGUGUCACACACACGCUGAAAGCCAGGAAUGACCAAGGAGAGACUCCAAGGGACUUGGCUGAACAGUUCUUUAAAGAUAAUAUUCUGCAAUAUAUUGAUGGUAUGGAAAAAGAGGGGGAGCAUCCAGAGGCACAGGAAGUUUUAGCUUUCCCAGCUCAUGACGCUGCUUUCAAAGGGGACUUGUUAGUGCUUAGAAGAUUAGUGAAAAGUGGAGUAAUCAAUAUCAAUGAGCGGGAUGAUAAGGGGUACACUCUCAUGCACAAAGCUGCUGAACAGGGGCAUAUCCAUUGCUUACAGUGGUUGAUUGAAAUGGGAGCUGACUGUGACAUUACAAAUGAUGCUGGAGAGACUCCAAAGGAUGUAGCCAAGAGAUGUGCCCAUCUGGCAGCUGUGGAACUUCUGAUACCAAGAACUGGAGACAGUAACUCUAGUGAUGAAGAACUAGAUGCAAACAACAUAAAGUUUUUUGAAAGACAUGGUGUGGAAGGGAGUACAGAUAGCAAAGAAGAUUUAACCCUGGAUGAAGCAGAGAAAAGGAAUGCACGGAUAAGGGCCUAUCACAAGAUUCAAGAACUUCAGCAACGUCUAGAAAUUGCCUACAGCAACUACAGACAGCUGGGAGGGAUAACUGAAGAGGAGAGGAAGAUGAAAAGAGAAGAAAGGAAAGCUGAGAAGGCUGUGAGGGAGCUGGAGGCCCAGCUGGAGUAUGAGCGAGUCAGGCGGGAGAAGCUGGAGAGCCAGCUGGAUGACUACCGUGCUGAGAUAAGCCACCUUAGGGAGAGCCUGGAGAAAACCUGCAUCCCCUCUGCUGUCCCCAUGGAAGCUGAGGCAAUUGCCAAGUCUUGCAAAGACAAAAAGAAAAUAAAGAAGCAGCCAGCCUGCAGCCCAGGAGGAGUGUUUGUGAGGCUACGCUGAGGAACGACCCUCCAAGGAGGGGCAGGAGACUGCAAAGGUAGAAAGGCAAUAUUCCAGACAAUGCAAAGUUUGCAUGGCCCAGCUGCACAGAUGAGUUGUGGUUCUCUGCCUUUCACUGAACUAUGGUUUUAGUUCUCUAGUUCUCUGGUGCAGCAGUAGAAAAUGUAGUUUAGCAACAUCUUUGCAAAUUAUAAAUUGACAUUUCAACAGUUAAUACAGUCUCCGGGAGAAUUACUUCUCAGCUGCAGACAGGUACCAGGCACCUUGAUUUUCAUCUUCAAGUCAUUCCUGAAGAAGCCAGGAAGUGACUCCUUUGUGAGGUGCCAGACGAACUGCAGCAGCAGGCCUCUAGCUCAGGGCUGAAGAGUUUACUAGGUUAUGGGGCACGUUGUGGUGAGAAAUGGCAACCCUGACCUCUCCUCCAUACCUAGAAAACAUUUAAUUACUACACCUAUAAAAUUUUUUCUCUCAUCUGUGUGCUAUUGUGAAGUUAUUUUCCCUCUGGAAGCCUCAUUUUGAGAUUAUUUUUUUUAGUGCUCAAGUCCUGAUAUGUCCUCUCCUUAAGUACCAAAGAAAACAAAUCUCUGAGAAUUUCAGAGGUACUGGAAAAUAAAAAUCAAUGUUUUUCUGUGCAUACUGAAGGAGAGGCACACUGACUAACAGCAUAAGCCUUGUAUGAGAGCUAAAGAGUAGAAAUUCAGUCUCAAGAGCUCA
This is a messenger RNA of Lepidothrix coronata (blue-crowned manakin), 2482 nucleotides long. It is a transcript of the gene ANKRD42, whose product is annotated as ankyrin repeat domain 42. Bases 248 to 1768 code for a protein of 506 amino acids. Gene Ontology annotation, molecular function: protein binding. The transcript has 13 exons. Lineage: Eukaryota; Metazoa; Chordata; Aves; Passeriformes; Pipridae. The record is from RefSeq and is a predicted model, not a curated record.